Mesorhabditis belari is the source of this 708-nucleotide messenger RNA. Lineage: Eukaryota; Metazoa; Nematoda; Chromadorea; Rhabditida; Rhabditidae. The record is from the annotation of a GenBank genome assembly.
AUGCUCACCAAAUCCAUUUCUUUACUAUUUUUCUCAACCCUUUUCAGAUCAAUUUUCGCACUCCAAGAACGCGAUAAGAUCUCAUCACUACCAAAUCUCCAAUUCACACCAAAGUUUGAGCAAUACUCCGGAUAUCUCGAUGAGAAAUUAUUUUAUUGGUAUUUCACUUCACAAUCUGCAGAAGCUGACAAUAAUUUGAUCAUUUUCUUGAAAGGAGAGCUUGAGAAUGUUUAUUCGUGGACAAAACUCGGUCAUUUACUCUUUAUCGAUUUGCCAACUGGGAGCGGGUUCUCUCAAAAUAUCACCACAUUCACAAAUGCUGAGACAUCCAAAUUGCUUUUCAACUUAUUGCAAAACUUUUUGACAACUUACAAUUUGAAAGAGAAAAAAAUAUUUUUGGUGUCCGGUGAAUAUUCAUCGGAAAUCGUUUCUUUAAUGGCUCUUGACUAUUUGGAUUCAAUCAAACAACAACAAAACUCAUAUGAGGACUUUCGUUUGAAAGGCUUGAUUUUUAUCGGAAUUUGGAAUGAGGUUGUCCAAUUCAACAGCUUGAUCGAUUUUGCUUAUGCAAAGGGUUUUACGGGAAAGAGAGACUAUCAGCAUCUUCUUGAUCAAUGUCCAGCCUGUAAUCAGAGUCGAUCAUCCGAUUGUGAUUAUUUAAAUUCGCCCAUGCAAUCUUGUCAAGAAACGGCCAAAAAAAUUGAAUGC